Molecule: messenger RNA, 1046 nt
Organism: Anopheles aquasalis
Lineage: Eukaryota; Metazoa; Arthropoda; Insecta; Diptera; Culicidae
Gene: Rpe
Product: ribulose-phosphate 3-epimerase
Biological process (GO): pentose-phosphate shunt; carbohydrate metabolic process
Molecular function (GO): D-ribulose-phosphate 3-epimerase activity
Source: RefSeq, a predicted model, not a curated record
ACCGAUUAGAAAAUUAAGGAAGUAAAAACCCAGCCAAACCCACUAGUAGCACCCCUAGGUGAGCGUCCGAAAAAAUUGCCUUUUUAAUGGUUAAAUGUAACAUUCCAACCCCACCCCCCUCGUAAAUGUAGAAAUCGACCCGGCGGACAGCAUCUUUGACGGUGAUAAGAGUGGCAGAGUGGCACAAUAACACGUUUUUCGAAAAAGUUCGUAAAGGUAUAAGGCAAUGUCGAUUCUGAACGCGCUAAUCGGGCCAUCGAUUCUGAACGCAGAUCUUUCGCAGUUGCAUGAAGAAUCCCAAAAGCUGCUAAAUAACGGUGCCGACUAUUUACAUUUGGAUGUUAUGGAUGGAACAUUCGUUCCAAAUCUUACUUUUGGUCACCCAGUAGUAAAGUGCUUACGGAACAAGAUCAAGGAUGCUUUUUUUGAAACCCAUAUGAUGGUGGAACGACCGCAACAGUGGGUCGAAGCGAUGAGUGAUGCGGGGGUACAACAGUACACAUUCCAUGUUGAACCUGUGCUGCACAUGGUACAGGAAGUCUGUAGGAAAGUAAGGGAAGCAGGCAUGAAAGUCGGACUGGCUAUCAAACCGGGAACUGCUGUUGAAACGAUCGAGAAUUAUAUAGCGGAUGCAGAUAUGGUACUAAUAAUGACCGUGGAACCUGGAUUUGGCGGACAAAUGUUCAUGGCUGAUAUGUUGUCGAAGGUUCAGUCCCUGCGGAACAACUAUCCAUUAUUGAAUAUAGAAGUUGAUGGUGGUGUAAGUCUCACGACCAUUGACUCUUGCGCUAAAGCCGGAGCAAACAUGAUUGUCUCUGGUACCGCAAUUAUACGUGCCGACGAUCAAGCAGCGGUUAUUCGAGAUCUGCGAAACUCAGUACUACAUCAUCUCAGCAAAGAGUAGCGAAAAACAUUAGCCACGCUGAAAACAUUUUCAUGUGGAAAGUGCCUCACGCGUGUGGUGCUGAUAUAAUUGCAAUAAAAACUGUUUUGGACAUGUUUAUUAUUGAUCCUGUUAAUGAGAAAUGUAUGAUGUCGUGAAAAUA